Molecule: messenger RNA, 471 nt
Organism: Lycium ferocissimum
Lineage: Eukaryota; Viridiplantae; Streptophyta; Magnoliopsida; Solanales; Solanaceae
Product: lysine-specific demethylase JMJ25-like
Exons: 4
Coding region: 1-471 (156 amino acids)
Biological process (GO): regulation of transcription by RNA polymerase II
Cellular component (GO): chromatin; histone deacetylase complex
Molecular function (GO): transcription coregulator activity; chromatin DNA binding; histone H3K9 demethylase activity
Source: RefSeq, a predicted model, not a curated record
AUGGGGUUUUCUAGAGCUAACCAAUCUACAGGUGGAGAAAAUAGCAGGAAAAGGGAGUCCAAAAUGUGGUGUCAUCAGUGUAAGAAGAGUGACAAAGACAGAGUGGUGUGUUGUUCCAACUGUAACACUAAAAAUUUUUGCCUUCCUUGCAUCACUCGAUGGUACCCCGGGAUGCUAGAGGAGGACUUCUUAAAAGCUUGCCCUGUAUGUCAUGACAUUUGCAACUGCAUAAAAUGCUUGCGGUUAGAUGGGUUAGCUAAACAUUUGAUGAAUGUAAAAGUGAAGUUCAGUGACGAUGAACUACUCGAGUACUCUAAGUACAUUGUACGAGCACUUUUGCCUGCUUUGGAACAAUUUGAUACAGAGCAAAUGAUUGAAAAGCAGAUUGAGUAUCAGAUUCAAGGAUUGGCAGAUUCAGAGAUUAAUAUACGCAAAGCAAAAUACGAGAAGGAUGAGCACAUAUAUUGGUGA